This is a messenger RNA of Gastrolobium bilobum, 1198 nucleotides long. RefSeq names its product isoliquiritigenin 2'-O-methyltransferase-like. The coding region runs from base 15 to 1124 and encodes 369 amino acids. Gene Ontology annotation, biological process: methylation. Gene Ontology annotation, molecular function: protein dimerization activity; S-adenosylmethionine-dependent methyltransferase activity; O-methyltransferase activity. The transcript is spliced from 4 exons. The record is from RefSeq and is a predicted model, not a curated record. NCBI's taxonomy places the organism in Eukaryota, Viridiplantae, Streptophyta, Magnoliopsida, Fabales, Fabaceae.
AAAGGGUAGUAAAAAUGAGUUCCAAUUCCAAAGAGAAUGAGCUUCCCAGAGAGGUAGCAAAGGUUGAUGAUGCUUACCUUUCUGCUUUGUUACUAUGUUUUAGUAGGAUCUUUCCUGCAAUCCUAAAUGCUGCUAUUGAUCUCAACUUGUUUGACAUCAUAGCUAAGAAACAGAGUUCAUGUGGUUCAAGCUUGUCUGCUUCUGAGAUUGCUUCUCUGCUUCCAAAUUAUGAACACCCAGAAUUGGCUAACAGGCUUGAACGCAUGUUAACUGUGCUAGCUAGUUAUUCUCUUCUGAAUUGUUCCAUUCGCACCAAUGAAGAUGGUAAGAGAGAAAGAGUUUAUGCUCUCUCACCCAUUGGUCAAUACUUUGCUUCUGAUAACGAUGGAGGCUCUUUGGGUCCACUCUCAACUUUAGUGCAUCGAGGAUAUUAUGACAUUUGGAAGGAUGUGAAGGAUGCAAUUGUGGAUCCUAAUAACAAUAACCAUUUCGAAAAAGUUUAUGGAAUGCCCGCUUAUCAAUAUAUGAAGAGAGAUAAAGAGCUGAAUCACAUUUUCAACAAAGCAAUGGCCCAUGCCGGCCCAUUAGACAUGAAAAGGAUCCUUGAGCUAUAUAAAGGAUUUGAGGGAAUCUCAACACUUGUUGAUGUAGGAGGUGGAUCAGGGCAGGGCUUAAAACUGAUUAUCUCCAAGUAUCCUUCAAUAAAAGGAAUUAAUUAUGAUUUGCCUCAAGUGGUUCAAGAUGCACCAUCAUUUCCAGGAAUAGAGCAUGUAAGAGGAGAUAUGUUUGAAAGUGUUCCAAAAGGGGAUGCCAUUUUACUAAAGCUUGUAUGUCAUAAUUGGUCAGAUGAAGAAUGUGUGAAGUUUUUAAAAAAUUGUCACCAAGCUUUGCCACAGCAUGGAAAGGUGAUUGUUCUGGAUUAUAUAAUUCCAGAAAUACCGGAUUCAAGCAGAAUAUCUAAGCAUACUUGUGCUCUUGACAAUCUCAUGUUUAUGGUACAUGGUGGAAAGGAAAGAACUGAGAAAGAAUUUGAGAGUUUAUGCAGGAAUUCUGGAUUUUCCAGAUUUCAUGUUUCUUGCACUGAUGUCUCAGCUAUGUCAGGAGUGAUGGAAUUUUAUAAAUAAAUGUUACUGAGCAGUAACUUAUAAUCUCGAUAUGUUUUAGCAAUCUUGAAAAUAAGUUUCGGAGAUGAAAAUAA